Molecule: messenger RNA, 1101 nt
Organism: Pseudogymnoascus destructans
Lineage: Eukaryota; Fungi; Ascomycota; Leotiomycetes; Thelebolales; Thelebolaceae
Exons: 3
Coding region: 1-1101 (366 amino acids)
Source: RefSeq, a predicted model, not a curated record
AUGGUCUCGUCAACUCCGACAUCAGAGGAUAGCGAAAGCCAACUCAUGUCAGAUGUGGGGUGCCCUAACUGGCAUACUGAGGAUUGCUCUACUCCGGGCAGCCCCGAUUCAGAUUUCGACGAGUUAUUUUCGCAAUUCACGCGCAUAGAUCAAGAUGGGGCCGCAUCAUGGGGCAGUUACUGGCAUGCAGUGGGCUGGCUCGGUUUGGACGAUCUCUCAAAACCUGCACCUAGUGAAGUGGAGAUGAAAGAUGUUCCGCCGGCUGUCAUCGAGCCACGUCAAGAACCAGCUGAAGCGAUUCCUCCAGAUCUCGACCCUGAGGCAGAUCCCCAAGAACCAGCGGAAGCGACCUCUCAAGGCAGCACCAAUUCCGACUUUGAAUCACGUCAACGAUCAGCUAAAGCGAUUGCUCCAGACCUUGUCACUGAGGCACACCCCCAAGAGCCGGCUGACGCGACAACUGCAGAGCUCACCCCUGAGUCAGCUCCCAAAGAACUAGCUGAAGCGACUUCUCCAGAGCUCGUACAUGGGGCAGAUCCCAUUGUCGGUGAGAAACUGCAUAACAAAGAGGAACUACAAUCCCUCAACUCCACAAAAGCCGAGACCCACGUCCAGCGCGUCCAAGCCGCACAGAACCAAGACCCAACAGCCGUCCAAUUCACCAACGCCGAGCUCGACAUCGAAGUGCAAGAGCGUGGGAAACUAGGGGAAUUCAUGCAUGAUACUUUUAGGCGGAGGAAGGGAAAAGACAACCUGGUUGUCAUCAUGGGUCUAGCUCCGUGGACUAAUUUUGCAGCAGCGGACCAGGCGGGGUGGACUGAGGGCACGCUUAGUGCAGCGCAGAGGAGGAGGUUGUGGAAGGAGCAUGAGACGCCUGGUCAUAUCAUUGUAGUUAAGUGGGAGAAUAACGUCAUGACUGUAUACGACCCCUCCUGGUCAGUUAACAGCCGGACGUAUUACAGAGGUGGAAAGGUCCUGCGCCUUCAUGAGAUCAGUGGAUGGUCUCUUGUAGUUGCACUGCCGAGGGCAAUUAACAAGGAGGGGACGAAUGUGCGCCUUAUCCAGGGAGGGGGUGAUGGCAAUCAGUAUGGGCAGUGCUGA